AUGAGUAUUCCAACCUCCCUCCAUGCCGCGCGGGAGCUGUUCCGCGUGAAGGCGUCUGGCAAUGAAUUUGUUCUGCUCGUGCAUGCGGCGACCAAUGAGGAGCCGUGGGGGCCAACAGGAACGCAGAUGGAUGAAGUCUGUCGCGCCUUUGCCCGCGGGUCAUUUGAAAUCAUGGAUGAGAUUAAGCUGCGCCUGAAAAACCGCGAUAAGUCGUGGCGUCCUUGUUACAAAAGCCUACUUCUUCUGGACCACCUUGCUCGCAACGUGCCCGAGUCGGGGCUGCCGGCAAUUUGCUCUGUCAUACCCAUGCUCCGCAACAUAUCUCAGACGUUCUACUACACGGGGAGAAAAGGGACCGACCACGGCCUGUCGGUGCGGGAGCGCGCAAAGAAGCUCUGCGACCUCCUCAGCGACGGCGCGGUGCUCCGUGAGGAGCGCGAGAAGGCGGCGCUGACACGCUUCAAACUUUCUGGUGCGUCCGGCGGUGGCGUUGGCGGUGGCGGCCACUCAAACUCCCGCUAUCAAGGAUAUUCCAGCAGCAUGCUGCCGCCGUCGGCUUUGCUGCCUAGCGCGUACGAAACUCAAACCCAGCCGACCCGCACGAAGGAGGAACAGGAGCGGUACGACAUGGAACUUGCAGCCCGCCUGCAGCGCGAAGAGGAAAUGCGCGCUGGCAUGUCUGCCGUGGAUGUGGAACGGAUGUUCAACCGGCAAGUCCCACGACAAGCUGAACCCGUGGCGCAGGCAGCUCGCAAUUCCGACCUCGAGCUCGCGCGCCGUCUUCAGGAGGAGGAGGAUCAGAAGCUGCAUGGGCGUCGUGUCAGUGCGUCGUCGUCCCCUGCACAGGGCACAUCAACGGGAGCGUCAGCAAUGCCUCCUUCCCCCACUCCUGCGACGCCUUCUCCCAAGCCAGAGCCCCAGCCCCCAAAGAAGGACGUCCUGGAUGACUUGUUUGCCCCAGCACCUCUGACGACGACGACGACGACGACGACGAACGCAUCUGCCCAACAACCUGGUUGGGCGAACAGCGCACCGCUUCAACAGCAGCCACCCACUUCUGCUGAUCCCUUUGAUGCAUUCCUGGACACGCGUAUUCAGCAGCAGCAACAGCAGCAAUAUCCACAGCAAGUGGCAUACGGUAGUUUUCCACCGUCGAUGGCUCCACCACAGCAGUUUUCUGGCAUGAUGGCAGGUGGCGGUGGCGGUGGCGGAUGGAACGGUGCGCCACAACCAUCGAUGACGAUGCCGGCCGACGGACGCGGGACGGGCUGGUCGAGUGGGGCCCCUGCACAACCGUCAUUUGGAGGGCUGCCCACGCAAGCUUCUUGGGGCGCGCCGUCCGCCACAGGCAACGUCUACGCUCCAACCGGGGCGCAAGGGGUGCCACUUGCUGCGAAUGGAACUAAUAACACGCAGGGAUGGGCCUCUUUUACAAGCGCAGGUGCCGCUGCGAACAACACCAGCUCAAUGGAGGAGCAAAUGGCACACUUUUCCGGGCAAGUGAGUGGUCACCCCCAGCCAUCAGCGAAGUCGUUGAAUGCCCUUAUGGCGGAGCGCCGAGGGAUGGAGUAG
Molecule: messenger RNA, 1572 nt
Organism: Trypanosoma conorhini
Lineage: Eukaryota; Euglenozoa; Kinetoplastea; Trypanosomatida; Trypanosomatidae
Product: epsin
Exons: 1
Coding region: 1-1572 (523 amino acids)
Biological process (GO): endocytosis
Cellular component (GO): clathrin vesicle coat; endosome; plasma membrane
Molecular function (GO): clathrin binding; phospholipid binding
Source: RefSeq, a predicted model, not a curated record